UGGAUUACGCUCGUCUGGGGCAAAGUGAGCUGCUGCCUCCUUUCUCCCCCGCAUGACGUCCAGGCCGCCCUCACCGCCGCACAUCUGACAGUUGUAAGCAGUACCCAAAAUGGAUUCAGUAGAAGUGUGGGUGAAGGAACGGCUCCACGAUGUCCUGGGUAUGAGUGAUCGGCAUGUGGCGCAAUUCCUCAUUGGCACCGCCAGGCGAAGUUCAAGCUCCACAGACUUCUUAAGCCGCUUGAAUGACACCGGAGCCGUCGACGUGACCGACAAAGUGCGCAGCUUCGCCGAGGAGCUGUGGGGGAAGCUGCCCCGUAAAGCCCUAGUCGAGCGCCCAGCCAGAGCUGCCGAAAGAGAAGCUUUAGCAAUGCAGCAGAAGAACAAGUCUUAUACUAUGCUGGAAGACAGCGACGAAGAGGAGGAGAAGGUCACGAGCAGAGACGAGAAGAAGGGAAAGAAGAAACAUCUGAGGAAGAGGAAAAAAGAGGAAUCAUCGGACAGCGAAAAUGACCGAGCACAGAAUGAGAAGGUGCCGUCACCACAGGUCAUCUCUGAUGAUGAGGAGGAGCGUGAGGAGCAGGCCAGGUUGAAGGACCUGGAAGAGAGAGAUGCCUUUGCUGAGAGGGUAAAGCUGAGAGAUAAGGAAAAGACCAGGAACAUUGUGGAGAGAUCGGAUAAGAAGGCUUACGAAGAAGCACAGAAGAGGCUCAAAAUGGCAGAGGAGGAUCGUAAAAAAAUGGUUCCAGAGUUACGUAAAAAGUCUCGCAGAGAUUAUCUCGGGAAAAGAGAGAAGGAAAAGCUCGAGGACCUGGAAGCGGAGAUAGUAGAUGAGGAGUAUUUCUUUGUGGAAACCGAGUUGACGAAGACAGAGAAGAAAGACCUUGAGUACAAGAAAAAAGUCAGGGAUUUGGCCAAAGAGUACAAGAAAGCCGGAGAGAAGGAGCGCAUGGAAAAACACGACCGUUACUUCAUGCCUGAGGAGACUAGGAGUAAAAAAAUUCCAGAUCGGUACGAGGAGCCAGUGAGUGAAGAGCGUUUUGCUCCUCGGGAAGAACAGAGGCGAUGGGAGGAGGAACACAUCGGUGCCGCGGCUUUAAAAUUCGGCGCAAAAGAUGCCCAUGCGCGUGGUCAGAAGGAAUAUGACUAUGUAAUGGAGGAAGAUGAGGUGAUACAGUUUGUCAGCGCCACGCAAAUGAAGGGGACUGUGGAGAAGGAGGAUGAAAAUGAAAAACUAUUAUCUGAGCUGGAGAAGAAGCAGCUGUCCAUGCAGGAAGUGAGGCGCAGUCUUCCUGUCUUCCCCUAUCGCUCAGAUCUUCUCCAAGCUAUUGGUGAGCAUCAGAUCCUCAUCAUAGAGGGAGAGACUGGAUCUGGCAAGACGACACAGAUUCCCCAGUACCUGCAUGAAGAAGGUUACACUCAUAAAGGAAUGAAGAUCGGGUGCACUCAGCCUCGGAGAGUGGCUGCCAUGAGCGUAGCCGCUCGUGUCGCGCAGGAAAUGUCUGUGAAAUUAGGCAAUGAGGUUGGAUACAGUAUUAGGUUUGAGGACUGCACAUCUGAGCGCACGGUCCUGAAGUACAUGACGGACGGGAUGCUGCUCCGUGAAUUUCUCACCGAGCCAGACUUGGCCAGCUACAGUGUAGUUAUUAUAGACGAGGCUCACGAACGGACCCUGCACACAGAUGUACUCUUUGGCCUCAUCAAAGACAUUGCCCGUUUCCGCCCAGACCUCAAAGUCCUGGUGUCCAGUGCGACCCUCAACACCGAGCGCUUUUCUUCUUUCUUCGAUGAUGCUCCCAUUUUCCGAAUCCCUGGCCGACGGUAUCCUGUAGAUAUUUACUACACCAAGGCACCAGAGGCUGAUUACUUGGAGGCGUGCGUGGUGUCCGUCCUGCAGAUUCAUGUCACACAGCCGACCGGAGACAUCUUGGUCUUUCUGACUGGACAGGAGGAGAUCGAGGCCUGCUGUGAAAUGUUACAAGAACGCUGUCGAAGGUUGGGUUCCAAGAUCGCAGAGAUGCUGAUUUUACCAAUAUACGCCAACCUACCGUCUGACAUGCAGGCCAAGAUAUUUGAUCCUACCCCACCCGGAGCAAGAAAGGUCGUCGUAGCCACUAACAUUGCAGAGACAUCACUGACCAUCGAUGGGAUAAUUUACGUCAUUGACCCCGGAUUCUGCAAGCAGAAAAGCUACAAUGCUCGUACAGGGAUGGAGUCCCUCAUUGUCAUUCCCUGCUCAAAGGCAUCUGCCAACCAAAGAGCAGGGAGAGCCGGCCGUGUUGCUGCAGGGAAGUGUUUCCGAUUAUAUACCGCAUGGGCGUACAAAAACGAAAUGGAAGAUGCAACUGUACCAGAAAUCCAGAGAACUAACCUGGGAAAUGUGGUUCUGCUGCUGAAGAGUUUGGGUAUUAACGAUCUCAUUCACUUUGACUUCAUGGACCCCCCACCCCAUGAGACGCUGGUCCUAGCGCUGGAGCAGCUGUAUGCCCUGGGGGCCCUUAACCAUCUGGGGGAGCUUACCAAGCUCGGGAGAAGAAUGGCCGAGCUCCCCGUGGAUCCCAUGUUGUCCAAGAUGAUUCUGGCUUCUGAGAAAUAUGGGUGCUCCGAGCAGAUUCUGACCAUCGCCGCCAUGUUGUCUGUCAAUAAUGCAAUCUUCUAUCGACCAAAGGACAAACUGGUUCAUGCAGACACCGCACGUGCCAACUUCACGGUGCCCGGGGGAGACCACAUGGUACUGCUUAAUGUGUACACACAGUGGGUAGAGACGGGUCACUCUCUACAGUGGUGCUAUGAGAACUUCAUUCAGGCUCGUUCCCUCCGCCGCGCCCGUGAUGUCCGAGAGCAGCUUGAAGGACUCAUGACGCGGAUAGAAAUUGAGUUGAAGUCCUAUGAAGAGGACACCGUGCCAAUACGCAAGGCAAUCACAGCCGGGUAUUUCUACCACACCGCCAGGCUUACCCGCAGUGGAUACAAGACCGUGAAACAGCAGCAGUCUGUAUUCAUCCACCCAAACAGCAGCUUACACGAGGAUCAGCCCCGCUGGGUCAUAUACCACGAGCUGGUCUUCACCACCAAGGAGUUUAUGAGACAGAUCAUUGAAAUCGACAGUUCCUGGCUCCUCGAGGUGGCACCACAUUACUACAAGUCCAGGGAACUGGAAGAUGCAAGCAGUAAAAAGAUGCCUAAACAAGCAGGAAAGAGCAAAGAGGAACUCGGCUAAAUGGCGGCCAUGUUUUAAUUCUAGAACUCAGGAAGAACGGCUGGAGGAGAUGCCUGGUCAGCAGCAGCCUGGCAUGGGUUAUACGUGACACAUAUCUGUACAGCUCUUGUAUAUAAAAGUUCUCAUUUUGGAUACAAUACACGCUUCUGUCUCUUGUA
This is a messenger RNA of Bufo gargarizans (Asiatic toad), 3375 nucleotides long. It is a transcript of the gene DHX16, whose product is annotated as DEAH-box helicase 16. Gene Ontology annotation, molecular function: RNA binding; ATP binding. Lineage: Eukaryota; Metazoa; Chordata; Amphibia; Anura; Bufonidae. The record is from RefSeq and is a predicted model, not a curated record. Gene Ontology annotation, cellular component: intracellular anatomical structure; catalytic step 2 spliceosome.